GCUGGUCGGGCUGCGGGGGCGCUCCGGGGUGUAUACAGCGGGCGGGCCGGGGCGCUCCGGGGGCGCGGGCUCUGUGCGCCGGAAGGCUGGGGAGCCGGUGCGCUCCCGGUGCCUGGGGUCAGGGCCAGAGGAGCCAGUGCGCUCCGGGUGCCCGCGGUCCGGACCGGGGGCGAAGGGGGCCGGGCUGUGCCAGGCGGGAGCGGUGCCCCACGAGGCGGUGGGGAGCGAGCCCGCUCCGGUGCUGCGGCAGGAAGGGGAGCCCCGGUCCUUGGGCACCGUAGCGCUCCGGGGGGGACCCAGCAGCCCGGUGGCCGGGCGCCUGCUGAGAAGAGCGUCUCCCCCCUGCCCACCGCAGUGUUCCGGCCACCGGCCACCCGCACGGCUGCUCCCACCGGCUGGGCCGAGGCGCUGGACAUGGACGCUGAGGAUGACCCCUUGUUGCAAGACGCUUGGCUCGAGGAGGAGGAGGAGGUUGCCUUCGGCCCCCGGAAGAGGAGCGAGGGUCCCCAGCUGUGCGGCAAAUGCCAGUGGAAUCCCAGGCCGCUGCCGACAAUGCUGCCGGCGUCCGGCUUUUGGAACGUGCUCGGCUGGGUCUUCACCAACCCGUGCUGUGCUGGUGUUAUCCUCUUCCUGGGCUGUGCCAUCCCUGCCGCCCUGGCCGUCGUCAUGUUCCUCCACUACCCUACCCUGGAUAUUGACAUCUCCUACAACGCCUUCGAGAUCAGGAACCAUGAGUCCUCGCAGCGCUUCGAUGCGCUCACCCUGGCCCUCAAGUCCCAGUUCGGCUCGUGGGGCCGGAACCGCCGGGACCUGGCCGAUUUCACCUCGGAGACCCUGCAGCGGCUGAUCUUCGAGCAGCUGCAGCAGCUCCACCCCAACGCCUCUGGGCUGGGCGGUGGGGCCAGGCCAAAGCGCAGCGCGGCACUUCCCGUGGGUGGAGGGAGGACCAGCCCUGCUGGGCCCGAGGCCCGGCGGAGCCCAGGGAACCAAACCUCCCGCCUUGCCCGGGGCACUCCGCACUGGGACUACUCCAGCGCCUACGUCAGCGCCAACACCCAGACGCACGCCCACUGGCGCAUCGAACUCAUUUUCCUGGCCCGAGGGGACUCCGAGAACAACAUCUUCACCUCCGAGCGCCUGCUCACCAUCCACGAGAUCGAGCGGAAGGUCAUGGACCACCCCCACUUCCGGGAGUUCUGCUGGAAGCCCCACGAGGUCCUGAAGGAUCUUCCUCUGGGCUCCUACUCGUACUGCUCCCCUCCCAGCUCCCUCAUGACCUACUUCUUCCCCACCGAACGGGGUGGCAAGAUCUACUACGAUGGCAUGGGGCAAGACCUGGCCGAUAUCCGAGGGUCCCUGGAGUUGGCCAUGACCCACCCGGAGUUCUACUGGUAUGUGGAUGAGGGGCUGUCGGCGGAGAACAUGAAGAGCUCCCUCCUCCGCAGCGAGAUCCUUUUCGGGGCCCCCCUGCCCAACUAUUACUCGGUGGAGGACAGGUGGGACGAGCAGCGCAGCAAGUUCCAGAGCUUCGUGGUCACCUACGUGGCCAUGUUGGCCAAGCAGUCCACCAGCAAAGUGCAGGUGCUGUACGGUGGGACAGAUUUGUUUGACUAUGAAGUGAGGAGGACCUUCAGUAACGACAUGCUGCUGGCCUUCAUCAGCAGUAGCUGCAUAGCAGUCUUGGUCUAUAUCCUCACCUCUUGCUCGGUGUUCCUGUCUUUCUUCGGCCUGGCCAGCAUCGGGCUGAGCUGCCUGGUGGCACUGUUCCUGUACCACGUGGUGUUCGGGGUCCAGUACCUGGGCAUCCUCAAUGGCGUGGCCGCCUUUGUCAUCGUGGGGAUCGGUGUCGAUGACGUCUUUGUCUUCAUAAACACCUACCGCCAAGCCACCCACCUGAAGGACCUGCAGCUGCGCAUGAUCCACACCAUCCAGACGGCAGGGAAGGCCACCUUCUUCACCUCCUUGACCACGGCCGCGGCCUACGCCGCCAACAUCUUCUCACAGAUCCCGGCCGUGCACGACUUUGGUCUCUUCAUGUCGCUGAUUGUGUCCUGCUGCUGGGUGGCCGUGCUGUUCACCAUGCCGGCUGCCCUUGGAAUAUGGACCCUCUACGUAUCCCCCCUGGAGAGCUCCUGUCAGGCCAGCUGCAGUCAGAAGUGCGGGAAGACGAGCACCUUGCCCAUUGCCGACGACCUGUUACUCGCCUCGGAGGACACAGCCGCUCCAGGCCAGGGGUCACUCCCGUACCUCGAUGAUGACAUCCCACUGCUCAGCGUGGAGGAGGAGCCGGGUUUGUUUCAGGAAAAGCCCCACAAUCUGCAGAGCAACAUCCGAACCUCCUUGGAGAAGAAGAAACGGGGCUCGGGACCCCCUUGGGGGAGCAGAGGGGGCACGGCUGAUGCUGUGAAGCAGGAUCCCCAGGGGACUGUGUAUGUCUCCAAGUCCAAAGGCCAGGGCAGGCCAGCCGUCUACAGGUUCUCCCUCAACGCCAGCGUUCCUGCCUCGUGGCAGACGGUGUCCCCGGGAGAUGGGGAAGUGCCCUCGUUCCAGGUGUAUAGAGUUCCUUUCGGUAACUUCACCAAGAAGCUGACAGCUUGUGUGUCCACAGUAGGGCUGCUUCAGCAGACGAGCCCCCGGAAAUGGAUGAUGACCACCUUAUCCUGCGAUGCCAAGAGAGGCUGGAAGUUCGACUUCAGUUUCUACGUCGCGGCCAAGGAGCAGCAGCGAACGCGGAAGCUGUAUUUCGCCCAGUCGCACAAGCCCCCUUACCACGGCCGAGUGUGCAUAGCGCCCCCUGGCUGUCUUCUCAGCUCUAGCCCGGACGGACCCAACAAAGGUUUCCUCUAUGUGCCCAGCGAGAAGGUGUCCCCCAAGGUGAAGCUCUCGGCCACCUCGGGCUUUAACCCGUGUGGGAACACUGGCUGCGGGAAGCCGGCAGUGCGGCCGCUGGUGGACACAGGGGCCAUGGUGUUUGUGGUGUUUGGCAUCCGCGGGGUGAAUCACACCCGACGCCCGGAUAACCACGUCAUCGGAGACAUGGGCAGCGUUAUCUACGAUGACAGCUUUGACCUCUUCAAAGAGAUUGGCAACCUGUGCCUCAUCUGCAAGGCCAUUGCCGGCAAUGCUGAACUGGUGAAGCCAGGAGGGGCCCAGUGCCUGCCCUCAGGGUACAGCAUCUCCUCCUUUCUGCAGAUGCUGCAUCCCGAGUGCAAGAACCUCCCUGAGCCGAACCUGCUCCCCGGGCAGCUCUCCCACGGGGCGGUGGGGGUGAAGGAUGGCAAGGUGCAGUGGAUCUCCAUGGCUUUUGAAUCGACGACCUACAAGGGCAAGUCUUCUUUCCAGACAUACUCCGACUACCUGAAGUGGGAAACUUUCUUGCAGCAGCAGCUCCAGCUCUUCCCUGACAGCUCCGCUCUCCGGCAUGGCUUCCAGACCUGCGAGCACUGGAAGCAAAUCUUCAUGGAGAUCAUAGGUGUGCAGAGCGCCCUGUACGGUCUCCUCCUCUCGCUGGUUAUCUGCGUGGCUGCAGUCGCCGUGUUCACCACCCACCUUCUCCUCCUGCUGCCGGUGCUGCUCAGUAUCUUAGGGGUCGUCUGCCUGGUGGUGACCAUCAUGUACUGGUCCGGCUGGGAAAUGGGAGCCGUGGAGGCGAUUUCUCUCUCCAUCCUCGUCGGCUCCUCCGUAGAUUACUGCGUGCACCUGGUGGAGGGCUACCUGCUGGCGGGGGAGAACUUGCCCCUUCACCAGGCAGAGGACCCCACCUCCUGCCGCCAGUGGAGGACGAUCGAAGCCGUCCGGCACGUGGGCGUGGCCAUCGUCUCCAGCGCUGUCACCACGGUGAUCGCCACCGUCCCGCUCUUCUUCUGCAUCAUCGCCCCCUUUGCCAAAUUCGGGAAGAUCGUGGCCCUCAACACAGGCGUCUCCAUCCUGUACACCCUGACUGUGAGCACUGCCCUGCUGGGCGUCCUGGGGCCCAGCACCUUCACCCGCAGCAGGACUUCCUUCCUCAAGGCCCUGGUGGGCGUUCUCCUGGCCGGCGUCCUGGGGCUGUGCGUCUGCCUGGCCCUGCUGCAGAGUGGCGUGAAGAUCCCCCUCCCCAACGGGACAUCCCUGUAG
Molecule: messenger RNA, 4116 nt
Organism: Trachemys scripta elegans
Lineage: Eukaryota; Metazoa; Chordata; Testudines; Emydidae
Gene: DISP3
Product: dispatched RND transporter family member 3
Cellular component (GO): membrane
Source: RefSeq, a predicted model, not a curated record